Messenger RNA from Chenopodium quinoa (quinoa), 4782 nucleotides. RefSeq names its product UDP-glycosyltransferase 74E2-like. The record is from RefSeq and is a predicted model, not a curated record. Gene Ontology annotation, molecular function: UDP-glycosyltransferase activity. The coding region runs from base 3307 to 4719 and encodes 470 amino acids. Lineage: Eukaryota; Viridiplantae; Streptophyta; Magnoliopsida; Caryophyllales; Amaranthaceae. The transcript is spliced from 2 exons.
AGUGUGGAAUAGUGUAAAAGUCAAAAUAUGUCGACUAAUAAAAAAUAUAGGUAAUAUAUGAGUGUGUCAUAACUCAUUGAGGAUACAUUUCAUUUCAAAAGUUUAUGAUUAAUAUGACAAUAUGUUACAAUGUGUCAAUGUUACAUUGAGCCUCUUUCGUAACCGACAUUUAAUGCAUCAUUGCAUGCAAAGAUUAGAACGUGCAAAUGUGAAAUCAAAUGAGGUUGCAUUAUCAGGCUGCACAUGAAUGGCUAAUCUUGAACAAUCAUCAUGAUAGAUUCAAUAAUUUUGAAUUCAGUGGAAAUCCAUGCAUUAUUAGCUGAUCUUAAUUAAGGUUUUUUUUUAGUGCGCUCUCCAUAACUUUCAAUAUAAAUAUCCCAGGCCAAACACAAUAUUAAUGUCAUGUUCGGUGGUAUACCAUAAGUAGGUCAAAAUACUUGUUGGAAAAAUUAGGGAUUUUGAACAAGGUAUUGAUUUCGAUAGUAGUUAAUAGUAGAGGUAAUAUUUGAAUCGCUUUUCUCAAAUGUAAAAAAAAAUAUUUUAGGGUUAAAAGUAUUAGCUCAACUUUUAAAAGGUACUUAUUGUCGCUAGAUUACCCUUGCACACUUAAAUUUCAAUAUAAACAUUAUGCUGCUCAACUUAAUACUUAUAAUUGAAAAGAGCGAUAUAACAUAUGUAUGCACUAUGCUCAUUACGUGACACUCUAUCUAAUUUGUACUAAUUGUAUCCCGCUAUAGUUAAACCCACUACCUUUUGAUUGUGAUUUUUUUUUGGACAAAUUUGAUUGUGAUGGUUGAACUACAAAAACAUUAAACUCACCUUUUUUUGUUUUACGGAUAACUCAUCUUAAUACUUAUAAUUGAAAAGAUUCAAAAGUAUCGAAUGAAAGACAUAUGCUAUGUUUCACUCUUAGUCUCUUACCCAACUUAAAACUCAAUUUAAUUCAAGUUACCCACCCAUAUGAAUUUCGUCUCCUUCAUCUAGAUUAGCUCUUUCCGUCCACUAUGAAAGCUCUUGAAAUAAAUUGACAAUAUCAGUUUGGUCAUCCUUCAUCGUCAAUAAUUCAAUUCAAGAUUCCAUAACUCAUACCUUCAUCACACAUCCCAUCAUUUAUCAUUUCUUACUUAACUUUAUUACUAAUUUUAUUUAUUUACUCUUGUCGAUUUAUAAACAUCACCACAAAAACACAUAUAAAAACGGAUGUUCUAAAUGUAGUAGUAAACUAACUAAUGUAGAUUAAUAAUAUAUAAAUCAAUGCUAUCACAAGGGUUUUGUAUAUUAGCAACCACUUAAUUUAAAUGACUUACAAAAAUUAAAAUGGCACUAAACCUAAUUCAAAACCCAACAUAUAUAUGUGGCCAAAAAUGAUUUGUCAUUAUAUGCUCACUCAAUUUUAGCUUGUGGAGUAGUCAUUUAAUUUUAGCAACGACAAUUUCCCAAUAUUUUUGUCGUUCUUUGCACCUUGAUAUCAACUUUCAAGGCUGACAUCGUCCAUCAAUUUAUUUAAUAAUGUCAUGCGUAGCUUUCCAGAAUUUAAGGCCAUAUUUGCUAAGUUGAUGAAUAAUACGAAGUAAAGCAUUAUAAGCAUAUUUUAUUAUAUAAAUGACAUAGACAAUAUGUGCACUAUAUUAUGAAACAAAAGAGUAUAAUUUAACAUAAAUGCUUACCGUGAAGAAAAUUGACAUGCAUGGUGCAUGACUGCAUGUAUAAUUCACGCAUCUAAUCAACUUCAUGUAAUAAUCUUACAUUCUUUACAUAAUUCUUAUUAAAUUAUUUAUCAAAAUAAUCCCUAUUUUUUAUUACUUUUAAUGUCAUUUAAGAUCUUGUUCUCAUAAUUCUACUAGUGAGCAGCCCGGGCGUUGCCCCGGAUUGCUAUUGUUGUAGCCGUUUAAUCGAUAAAUUUUUUUAAAGGCUUUUCAAAAUUGAAAUUGUGAUCGUCAAACAAAAAUUGAGUUAUUUUUUGAGUCCUUUCUUUUACAGUUAUACCUUGUGGUUUGCACUUAUGUAUAUUUGUGUACAUAUUAUUAACAUAGUAGGUAAUUGGCUUAGUUGAUUAAAUAACCACCUUUGUUAUAAGAGGUUGUGGGUUCGAAUCCUAUACAAAAAGAACUACGUGGCAUAUCGACGUUUUUAGAAACACCUUCUAAUUUAUCACAUAGUAGUAAGUAUAGGACAUAUCAAAUAAAUGUGUAAGGAAUACUGUGCUAGCUAGUUUGAUACAGUAUAUUAAAAAAAAGCAUGACCUUUUCCUUAAAAAAAAAUAAUUAAAAAAAUGACCUUAUAUUUGGAUUAUAUAUAAUAUUAUAAUGAUUUACUCUAAAUAAUGCUAUUCCAAACAUAAUUAUUAAACGUUGAACAUAUUUUAUGUUCUUGGAUAAGAUUGAGUAUUUAAAAAGGGAAUGGCAACAAACUGUUGAACAAUGGUCCCUAACUUAUCACAAGCCUAUUUUCCUUGCAAAUUUACGUGUUACAAUUUUCUUGUCUUUCUAUGAAAUAUUUCUCUAGCUACCUAAUAUAUUACUGUCUUUUAUUGUAAAGUCAAGCAAGCUAGGAAAAAAACCGUUGUAUAUAUGUGCAAUUUAAAUUUGUAAAGCAAAUAUGUGAGGUUUCGUAAUCAACAUCACUAUUAUCUUCUCUAGUUAAAUGUUAUAAAGGAUUCUAACUCCAAACCAUGAAUGUGUUGAUAUUUGAUUGGCAUGAAUACGAUUGCUAUGCAUUGUAUGUAGACAAAAUUGUAUCGCAAUUUAGGAGGUAUCUAGGCCAGUGAAUACUAGAAUAAGUAAGUAAUUUUUGUUAAUUUAAACGAUACUUCGUAACAUUCACGGUUCAAGAUAUCGCUUUUUUUUUUUUUUUGAGGAAGUUUCAAGACAUCACUUACUAUAUACAUAAAUUUGUUAAAGUAUUGUCAAUAAUUUGAAGGCUAUUAAGCUAAUUAAACCUUAAUUAUCAAUCUUACCACUUAAUGAUUCCCAAACUAGGAUUAGGAACAAAAGAAAUUAUUAAAUCAACUUGCAAGAGCUAAUUAAUGAGCUAAGUUACUACCUAUUUCCAUAAGUUGGUGGUUCCCAAAUAUUUUGGGACAUUGUUACUUAGGUAUACUUACUAUCCUUCCACCCUCAAAUUAAACGUUACUUCUCUUAGCUUUUGGCUUCUUAUACGUUUAAUAUUAGAACGUGGUAUAACUUAAACAUGCAUGAAAAUUGACAAAUAACUAUCCUAUAUCAAGAACCAAUUUACAUACACAUAUAAAUAAGAAAAGAGAGAAAUAUCAUAGAAUUAUUAUUACUUCAUAAACAUUGGUGUGUAAUGGAGGGUGAAGUUUAUCAGAAACCAAUUAAAGGAGCUCAUGUUUUAGUACUCUCAUACCCUUUACUAGGCCACAUUAACCCUAUGCUUCAAUUCUCAAAACGCUUAGCUUCUAAAGGCCUUAAAGUCACCGUAAUCACCACCACAAGUAUCUCCAAUCGAUUAUGCCCCCAAACCACGGGUGAUUCCUCGUGUAACAUCGAGUUUGUACGUGUAUAUGAUGGUUAUGAGGAAGAACCCGAUAAAGUAGACGUAGAAGCAUACCUUAAUCGUCUAAGGGUGUCUAUAUCCCUUAGCUUGUUUAAACUUCUUGACUAUUACAAGCAAAAUAGUAUAAAUUUUUACCCUACACCAAAAAUGGUUAUUUAUGAUGCUUUUAUGCCUUGGGUGUUACAAGUGGUAAAAAAGAGUGGACUUGAAGGGGCUCCUUUUUUUACACAAUCUUGUGUGGUUAAUUCUAUUUACUAUCAUGCUUAUAAAGGUGAUUUGAUCACUUCUCUAAGCGGGUCGGAUCUUGUGUCUCUACCUUCAAUCGGGUCACUGUUACGGGUUGAUGAUUUGCCUAGCUUUGUUUCAACUCCUAGCUUAUAUGCAAAUGCAUUGGUCAAGGUUUUGUUGGAUCAAUUCUCAAAUUUGGAGGAGGUGAAUUGUUUGUUUGUUAAUACCAUGGAUGUCUUGGAGAUCAAGGUAGUAGAUUGGAUGGCAAGUCAAUGGGCUGUGAAAACAAUAGGACCAUGCAUUCCUUCAAUGUACUUGGACAAGAGGUUAGAAGAUGAUAAAGACUAUGGUCUUAGUCUUUUCAAAGCCCAAACUGAUGCUUGUAUCCAAUGGCUUGAUGCAAGAGAAAGUGCCUCUGUGGUCUACAUAUCAAUGGGUAGUUUGGCUUCCCUUGGAGGUGAACAAAUGGUAGAAAUAGCAAAGGGUUUGGAAAAAAGUAACAAGUUUUUUCUAUGGGUUGUUAGGGCUUUGGAAGAAAGUAAGCUUCCUUUGAAUUUCAAAGAAAAGACAUCAAAUAAAGGUUUGAUUGUCAAUUGGUGCCCUCAACUUGAGGUUUUGGCUCACAGUGCCUUGGGUUGUUUUGUGACACAUUGUGGAUGGAACUCGACAUUAGAGGCUGUUAGUUUAGGAGUUCCAAUGGUUGCAUUCCCACAAUGGACCGAUCAACCUACUAAUGCCAAAUGUAUAGUUGAUUUUUGGAGGACUGGAGUUAGAGUGAAGGUAGAUGAUCAGGGUUUUUUGAAUUCUGAUGAAUUAGAGUUCAGUAUUCGAGAGGUUAUGGAAGGAGAGCGUGCAAAAGAGAUUAGAAGUAAUGCAACAAAGUGGAAGCAACUCACUAAAGAGGCAAUGGAAGAAGGUGGUAGCUCUGAUAGGAAUAUUGAAGAAUUUAUUGCAAAAUUGUUAAGCUAUUCUUAGAUUCAAACUUUGUAUGAUGUUUUAUGUAAGAAUGGUCAUAAGAUUUUUGUUUUAUUGAACUAA